GUGAACGCACCUCAGCAGUCAGAAACGAUUCUGCCGCAAGGAUGACCGUCCUGACUAUCACAUCAUCAAUAAGAAUAGGGCCUAUCUUAAUUUCACUGUUUUAAUUUAACCAUUGACAUAUUGUACUUACGUUAAUAAUGGAGACCAUACACACACAAGGUGUUUGGAUGGCUGAAGCACUUCAACAAAGAACGCAGAGCUAUGAAAAACUUUGGUUGAUUGUCACUCACGUUGGGGACCCCAAAGCUGCUUUUCUUCUCCUGUUCCCCUUGACUUAUUUUCUUAACAGACGGAUUGGAGUUGCAGUUGUCUGGGUGGCUGCUAUAUCGGAGUGGCUUAAUCUAGUGUUUAAAUGGAUACUCUUUGGGGAGAGGCCAUUCUGGUGGAUUGGGGAAUCCCGUUUAUUUGAUAAAAAUCCUCCAAAUGUCCACCAGUUUGCUUCCACGUGUGAAACAGGUCCAGGCAGUCCAUCUGGUCACGCAAUGGUAACGGCAGCAGUGUGGUGGGUGAUUGCAUCCUCCUUGGGUUCUCUGGUCUACUCAAGCACAUGCAGUGUGUUGCUAUCAGCUGUUCCUUACCUGCUUUAUCUGCUGGGGUUAGUGGCAGUUGGCCUCUCUCGCGUCUUCAUCCUGGCGCAUUUCCCUCAUCAGGUCAUAGCUGGCUCUUUGACAGGCUUAAUUCUUGGGGUAGUUCUAAGCCGUCAGGUUCCAGAAGGUCGGCCAAUGAUGUUCUUUGUGAGUUCCAGCAUGGGGCUGCUCCUCAGUGCUUUUCUAAUCCACUCAGGGCUGACACGGCUGGGCUUCGACCUGUCUUGGUCUAUUGCAUUGGCAACGAAGUGGUGCUCCCAGUCUCAGUGGAUUAGACUGGACACAGCCCCAUUCUCCUCUCUCACCAGGGACUGUGGUGCUAUCCUGGGCCUGGGGAUGGCCCAGUACUGGAAGCCAGGAGGGUACACUCUCCCAUGGGCUCCACGUGCCCUGUGUCUGGCCCUCUGCUCCAUGGCUCUGUACCAUGUCCACCGACUGCCUCUGCCAAUCCAACCACAGCCCCUGUUCUACUUCCUCUUCUUUAUCAAGUACACCAUCGUUCCCCAGGUGGUCAUGAUCUAUGUCCCUGGCUUCGUGCACCUCCUCACACACAAGAAGAAAAAGGAUUAAGACCACAGAGCUGUCUCAGAUCCUACAUUUCAUUGUGUCAUGAACAUUGUAGUGUAAAUGGGGAAAACAGCUGCGAUAAUUGUAGAUAACAUGGUCAACACUGAACACGCGCGUCUGCCAAGGCUUCAAGGUUGUAUCAUUUCUGGUUCUAUGAAAUGUGUUUAAUUCUGCAUAAUAUAGGCCAAAUGUUGUCUUUGAGUCAGUUAGUCUUCUCCAGUAUGUGUCAUUUACAGUAAUUUGAGCAAUGUGGCCCACAGUGUGACAAUCUCCCUCUUUAACACUGUUAUGCACGCAAAACCCCACUUUGUUUGGUGCCAGUGUUUCACAAUUGAACCACAUCAUACAAGAACUACUACAAGCCAAACUCGCCCAGCUGAAUGUGUCCAGCUCUGUGAUCUUUCAAUGGAUCACAGAUUUCCUUACCAGUAGGACAAGAUGCACAACGACGGCCGUACACAUUUUGUACUUCUAAUCCCUCAGUAUUGGAGCUCUGUGAAGACGCUAAACCUGCCGUUAUUCACUCAAUCCCCGUGUGUGUACCUCCCAGGGGCGUAGGUUUCAUUAUACAUGAGUGGGUCAUGUCCCCCCCACUUUUUGAAAAUUGAAUUUUGUCUGGUUUUUUGUUAAUGCAAAGGCAAAGUGAAUGGCACAGCUAACUAGCUAUGGGACGGAGGAUAUAGCUAACCAACUAGCUUAAUAGUUGAUCUCUUGGAAAGUGGGCUAACGUAGUUCCCUACAUAAGUAGCUGCUUUUGACAUUUCAACCUAAUGUGGGACUUAUAGAUCAAACAUUGCCAUCUGGUUCUUCUUCAAUGUAGCUCAAGUUGUUCAUGUCAAUUUUAUGUCCUGCAUUUUAGCAGGAUCAGAUGGUGACCGUGAGAAGGUCCUUGUCACAGAAGAAUCAGACAGCCAGGGUGAAAAGGUCAACCGGGGAACUGAGGUGAAAUGUUGUCUUUAAAGGUGGAUAACUUAAAGAACAUUAGUCAUGUUAUGUGUAGCCCAUAUCUUGAAUAUUCAUAUUUAUUAGCAGAACCAGAAGGAUGUUGAGUCAACCAGUGUAGUCAUGCAAGAGAGUGGUGGAGCUUAGGAGGUGAGGUUGUGAAAUUAAAGUGCAGUACUGGCAAAAUGUACAUGUAGAUCAUAUCAGCCACACACAUUGAAAUACAGAGGUCUGUAGUAGCUCUUCACUAAGGGCACACAUCAUAGACAAUAUGUAAACUAAGUAAUAUUAAAUGAAAUGGCUGAAGGCUGUAUUCUGUGAGGUUUGUUGUUGCAGAAUCAAUGAGAUAUUGUGUCCAUCAGUGCACAUACAGCAUAUGGCCAAAAGUAUGUGGACACCCAACCAUCACACUUAUAUGAGCUUGUUGGCCAUCCCAUUCCAAAUCCAUGGGCGUUGACAAAAAUAUAUUUGUCCCUACUGACGCUGCUAUCCUGAGUGCAGUUGCACCAAGGCCCGCAGCGGGUGGGUGGCCCAUGCUUGACCUCUAUAAAAAUGUUUUUUGUAAUUUUAUUUUAAAUUGUGUGUUUCUAUCUGGUUAUCACUGUCAUACGUCAGGAUUGGCUUUCAAUGCGUAUAUAGCGCUUUACAAUUUUUCAUCACUGGGGGGGGGUCCAUGUCAGGACAGCUUGCACCCCGGCCUGGCGUCUCUAUGCCAGUGUUUGUCCCCCUCACAUUUGAAAUCAAGCCUAUGCCCCUGGUACCUCCCAACAGUGUUUCUGCCAAGCUAGUCAAGUAUGCAGGUGACACUGCUCUGUUGGAUCUAAUCAGUGAUGGCGGUACGUCUCUACCGUGGAGAGUUUGACCGGCUCUCCGAUGUCCUGAUAGGUGCAGACACUGGAGCUGUAAAUAUGUACAUCAACUGUAAAGCCAUGUAUAGGAUAUACACACAGCUCAUAUGUCAUUAGCACAUAUUUUCUGACCACCCAUUGUGCAUCAACUUUAUGUAUAUUAUGUAAUCUGUUCUUUUAUGUUGUCUCAUCCAAGCAGCACCAUUACAUUAAUGAACAUUCUUUUUAUGUGUAAAUGUACUUGGUGAAUAAAGGCAACUCUUUUGGUGAUCUA
This is a messenger RNA of Esox lucius (northern pike), 3218 nucleotides long. RefSeq names its product glucose 6 phosphatase, catalytic, 3 (gene g6pc3). The record is from RefSeq and is a predicted model, not a curated record. NCBI's taxonomy places the organism in Eukaryota, Metazoa, Chordata, Actinopteri, Esociformes, Esocidae. The coding region runs from base 138 to 1157 and encodes 339 amino acids. Gene Ontology annotation, cellular component: membrane. The transcript has 6 exons. Gene Ontology annotation, molecular function: glucose-6-phosphatase activity. Gene Ontology annotation, biological process: gluconeogenesis; glucose 6-phosphate metabolic process.